GACAAGCUGAUUUAUUCUUCUCAAMAACGGAUUAUGGAUCGAAAACAAAUUAUCGAGAAACAGAAAGCUCUUGGAAGUAUUUGUCAAAGCAAGACGGGCGACGCCAUUUUGAGAAARAAUGUCUUCGAGACGAGGGUUUUGAGAACAAGGUUGUCGGAGCUUGAAACAGAAGAACGAAGAUGGAAGACAAAUUAUUCGUUUGAGGUUAGAGAGGCGAAAAAAGAGGCCCGUACUCGARAAAUUGCUAAGCAUCGGUCGUUUCGAGAAGUUGCUGGAGUGGCGUUCGCUGCAAACAAGUUUAAAAAUCUUUUAACUACGACUCAAAGAAUUGGUAACCAUGUUGAUGGCAUACAAGRACCUAAAGAAGCUGAUGUCGUAGAUGACAAGCCUAAAGAACCUGUYCAGCAAAGUAUUGAAGAAGGAAAGCUAACGAAAGCGAAAAAAGAACAGCAAAAGACAGCCCAAAACAAGGAUGAAUCGCAUACUGCAAGCACAAUCAACAUUACUUCCAGUGAUAACACCAAAACUCCACUUAAAUUUUCCUACUCGCUCCCAGAAAAAACACAGCAUUUUUCAAGCCCUUUAUUUACACGUCGAAGAGGUGAUACUUUCACUGGAAGGUCAUUCAAAACUACUGAUUUGCCGAAGAARAUCAAGAGUGGAAUUUUCACACAUGGAAUAAGAGGGAAUAAAGUUUGCACUCGCAUCUGCAGCCCGCCGUUGUYAGAGAACGCUUCCUUGACGAAAUUGCCAAUGCUCGAUAAGCGGUUCUUGGAACUGGRAGCAGUUUUGGUGCCUAUGAAUCAAAAUGAAGAAGGCACGAGUGAGAACGAAGAAGAAGAAGACGACGAUGACGACAGAGAAUCUUUGAAUGGCGUGUCGUGGAGAAGUGGAUCUUCAAUGUCAUAAGCAUUUUGUAGUACAUUUUAUGCCGCGAGGA
Actinia tenebrosa (Australian red waratah sea anemone) is the source of this 940-nucleotide messenger RNA. RefSeq lists its product as uncharacterized. The record is from RefSeq and is a predicted model, not a curated record. Lineage: Eukaryota; Metazoa; Cnidaria; Anthozoa; Actiniaria; Actiniidae.